Molecule: messenger RNA, 1453 nt
Organism: Moneuplotes crassus
Lineage: Eukaryota; Ciliophora; Spirotrichea; Euplotida; Euplotidae
Source: the annotation of a GenBank genome assembly
UAUUUUGAAAUAUUAUUUGGAGAUAAAUGAACAUAUCCAUUUACUUAAUCCUAUUCCUUUCUGUAGUGACUGCGAAGCUGAUCGUAUACUCGCCUUCAAAGCUGAGAAAACGAAUUAACAAUCAGAACGGAGUCAUCCAUUCAAGCGUAGCCAACUUCGGUCAUAUUCCUUAUGGACACUCGAUCAUCGGAAGAGUAUGGUUUGAUGAAAGCAACAGAGAUGGAUGUCAAAGUUUCAGGAUCAAUAUCACCGGAGAAGGAGACCCCGACGCAUAUCCAUCUCCAAUUGUCCUUGUGGAGAGAGGAAACUGCUCCUUCGUCAAGAAAGUUAGAAACGUUGAACAUGCAGGAGGAUCCAUGGCUGUCAUCAUUGACAACAAGCCAGGAGAAAUCGUCGAGCAAGUCAUAAUGGUUGAUGACGGGACUGGCUCAGGGAUCAAAAUCCCUUCGAUGCUCAUCAGCAAGAAAGAUGGAAGGAAGAUCUUGGAUCAAUUCGAAGAGUGAAAAGAAGCCGAAGAAGACUUAGACGAAGAUGAAAGAGGCCACAAAGCCUGUGUGCAACUCAUCGGCAGUUUUGACCUUCCGCAUCCUGACAACAGAGUAGAAUACGACCUCUGGUACAGCAGUGAAGACGAACAGGCUAUGGACUUCUUGGCAGAUUUCGAAGAGUACCACUACCGAUACAAAGAGCAUGUGUACUUCACUCCAAGGAUCUUCUCGUUUGAGUGCAAGGGCUGAGAAGAAGAAACUUUAGAAAAAGACUGCUUCUCCAAAGGAAAAUACUGUGCUCACUCAGCCAGAGCAAGAGGAGCACUGAGUGGACGCGACAUUCUGACAGAGAAUCUCAGACAGAAGUGCCUCCAUAACAAGCUGCAGAAGAACAAAAAAGAAAAAUACUGGUGGGCCUACAUCCAAUAUGUCCAUGAGCUUUGUCCAGAUGGAAUCACCAGCAGCUGCUCCAGAAAAGGAAUGGAAGAAAUUGAAGUCAAAUUCGAAGACAUUGAAAGCUGUGUUGGAGAUUCUUUCUCUGGAGGAAGCCGCUCGAGCUCAGAAAAUACAAUUCUUGCAAAAGAAGCAAAAGAAUGGAAGAAUAACGGGCCAAGCUUUCAUCCAGCAGUAGUGAUCAACAAUGAGGCUUACAGAGGAUUCUUGUCAGCAGACAACGUAUUUGAAGCUAUUUGUCAAGGUUUCAAGAAGCACCCUUCAGAAUGCAAAGGAGUCGUCGGUGACUCACAAGACUACAACGGAAUCAGCACUGAAAUGAUGAUUCUGAUAGUGGUUGGAAUCCUAGCAUGCAACCUCGUCCUGCUAAUUCUCUACAGAAGGUACUAUAAGCAAGAAAUGCAAAAUGACGUCAGGAUGGCAGCCCACUCAGCAGUCUCACAGUACUUUGCCAUCCAGAAUAACGACAAAGAGCAGAUGAACCUUAAGGCUCCCGGGAUUUAGCUGAGAAU